UUCCCAUUUUGCCCUUCCUUCAUCCUCAAAAACCCCGUCCCUUCAGCACCAUUCUUACUCUCUCGCACUUCUUCCCUUCUCUUCCUUCCCCAUUUUCCAAAUUGCAACAGUUUUUGAUUUGAACAGAAUUCAAAUCAAUCGUAACUCUCUCCGGUUACUUUAGUACAAUUCUUGUUUUUGUAUUUAUUAUUUUUUAAAAGAGUUUUUUUUUUUUAAUGGAGACACCGGAUUUCUUUGGUGGAGGUUACUUCAAUGCCACGUCAGCGAACAGUUUCUCGCCGGAGAAGCGAAUUGCUGCUGACCAAAAGCUCGGUGAGAACUUCAACUUCACCAUUGAAGACCUGCUUGAUUUCUCUAACGACGACGUGAUUAUCAGUGACGGUGUUCUCCUCGACAAUGUUACUGGAAACUCCACUGAUUCUUCCACCGUUACGUGCAAUUCCGCUGCUUCUGGCGGAGACAACAACUGCGCAGGAAACUUCGGUGGCAACAGUUUCGCUGACUCUCAGUUCUCCGGCGAAUUAUGUGUGCCGUACGAUGACUUGCCUGAUCUCGAAUGGCUGUCAAAUUUUGUGGAGGAUUCAUUCUCAAUAGACCAGAAUUUACAACACAAUCACAUGCAUUUGUUAUCCGGAUCCAAAGCACUCACACCCGAAUCAUCAUCCUCCUGCACCCAAUUAUCGGAGCACGCCAGCAACCUGGUUUUCCUACCUGAAACCCCCUUGCCCGGCAAAGCUCGGUCCAAGCGCUCCCGUGCAGCACCUUGUGAUUGGUCCACGCGACUCCUUCACGUCUCUACGAAGGCAUCCACUAUGAAACGUGAGAAUUUGAGUUCAAGUUUAGAUACAGAGUUGGGAUCAAUUCGGAAAUGCUUGCAUUGUGGGGCAGAGAAAACCCCACAAUGGCGAACCGGACCUAUGGGUCCAAAAACCUUGUGUAAUGCAUGUGGAGUUCGAUACAAGUCAGGUCGGUUGGUACGGGAAUACCGACCUGCAGCAAGUCCAACAUUUGUGUCAACAAAACAUUCAAAUUCACAUAGGAAGGUAAUGGAGCUUAGAAGGCAAAAGGAGUUGCAAACGGCACAACAACAUCAACUCCUUGGCCAAAGUUCAUUUUUCGGAUUAUCCAAUGGCCAGGAUGAGUACUUGAUUCAUCAUCAAACAGGAUCCGAUUUUAGGCAUAUGAUUUAGGGUGGAGCUCCGAGUUUAACGAUGUAUUGUAGUUUAAAAGAAAAGGUGGAGGGAGAAGAGGAUUAUUUAGUGAUUGGCACUAAUGUACCUUUAAUUGUUCUUCAAUUGCCCAAUUUGGCAAAAUUAGAAGUGAAAUCUAUCUUUUUGGAAGAAAAUUAUUUAUUAAAAAAAAAACCUUUAUUACUAAGCA
Messenger RNA from Mangifera indica (mango), 1380 nucleotides. RefSeq names its product GATA transcription factor 9-like. Gene Ontology annotation, biological process: positive regulation of DNA-templated transcription. The transcript has 2 exons. Gene Ontology annotation, cellular component: nucleus. The record is from RefSeq and is a predicted model, not a curated record. Bases 216 to 1190 code for a protein of 324 amino acids. NCBI's taxonomy places the organism in Eukaryota, Viridiplantae, Streptophyta, Magnoliopsida, Sapindales, Anacardiaceae. Gene Ontology annotation, molecular function: sequence-specific DNA binding; zinc ion binding.